Messenger RNA from Octopus bimaculoides (California two-spot octopus), 21749 nucleotides. Its product is annotated as MAM and LDL-receptor class A domain-containing protein 1. The record is from RefSeq and is a predicted model, not a curated record. Gene Ontology annotation, molecular function: protein binding. Gene Ontology annotation, cellular component: membrane. Lineage: Eukaryota; Metazoa; Mollusca; Cephalopoda; Octopoda; Octopodidae.
AACUUUCACCUGUUACCUUUGUACAGUUGAGAAUACUUUUCUUUAUGUAUCAGGUAACUAAAGUUACCUUCAAUCAAAUCGUUUUAGAUAAACUCUAUUGCUUAUCAAAAUAGACUCUCCCUAACUUACAUCUUACAAAUGCAUUUUAGCUGCUGUAACUGUUAGUAGUUACACACGAAAAAACCGUCUUCUAACAGUUUGUUAAUAUCAUUUAGGCAUUUAUCAUCAUUUAAUAUUCUCUACUGCAUUUUCAUUUUCAAGAAGUGGACAUACAUUCAGUGUAUUUAACCAUUCUUUAUGACCAGCAAACCUAAAGUUAUGAAGUUACAUUGAAAAUGGCCAACCACCACUUUCUACUGCUUUUAUUUUGCACAUCGGUGCUACAAACAGUUAUCAACAGUCAACAUGCAUGUGACUUUGAGAAAGAUCUCUGCAACUGGAACAGUCAUAAAUCCAUCGACAUAACAUGGAAAAGAAAAGAAGGAAAAUCAAAUAAAAAUGAAGCAGAGACCCUGGCCGACCACACCACAGGAUCUGGCUCUUAUUUACAUCUAAAGUACCAAAAUCUGACUGAGGAAAAUAUUGCCCAGAUAUUUACACCAGCAUUUCUGCAGAUGGACAAAAGCUAUUGCUUGUCUUUCUAUUAUUACAUGUCUGGCAAGUUUGACAAAGCCUUAUAUAUCUAUAGAUAUAGCAAUAACACUCAGCUACAAGACCAAGAAGUUAUUGCACUUGAAGGUUCUCAAGAUGAAAGCUGGAGACUUUUUCAGACGUCAUUUAAAACUGAAACAGAAAAUCGGCUGAUGUUUGAAGCUCAUUUGGAAGGACCCACAGCUGAUAUUUCUAUCGAUGAUGUACAACUUAAAGAAGGCAACUGUCCAGAGUCUAAUGAGAUUCCAAAUUACGAGUCACAAACUCCAUCAAUUCAAUUACCUUUCUCUUGUGACUUUGAACGUGAUACAUGUGGUUUUAAGGCCAUGUCAGGCAUUUUGCAAUGGAAACGAGGGCAUGGCACAAGAUCUUACUUCUACAAUGGGCCUGUGGAUGAUCAUACAUUUCGAACUCGAUCAGGCAAUUACUUAUAUGCAUCACCACAUUGGAGAUAUCAGAAAAGAGCGGCUUACUUAGUGUCUCCUGAAUUCCCGGGCAAAGAUCAAAUUUGCGUUCAGUUUUGGUAUAACAUGUAUGGAGAAAAUAUCAAUAAACUCGAAGUUAUUAUAAGGAAUCAAACCGUUUGGUAUGCUGCCGGUAACCAAGGAUUUGGUUGGAAAGUGGCCUAUGUUUCUGUAUUGCCUGGAGAAGAUUUUAAUAUUACCUUCAAUGCUUGGAACAGUCUUGGAAAUGUUGGUUAUAUUGCUAUAGAUGAUGUACGCCUUGAGCAAGGAAACUGUACACGACCAGACAUAUGCAAUUUCGAAGGAGCUAUGUGCUCUUGGACCAACUCCAAGCGGGAUACUCUUGACUGGGUUGAAACAAAAGGUUCUAAGACCCGCAGAAUUGGGCCAAGUUCAGAUCAUACAGUUGGGACAAUAAAAGGGACAUACCUGUUUCUCGAUGCCAGCAAGUCCAAAGCAGAAGACACACGAGCUCUGUUAACCAGUGAAUCCUUCUCAAUGAGAGUGAAGACAAAAUGUUUACAGUUCUUUUACCAUAUGAAAGGAAACGUUGGUCAACUGACAGUAUACAAAGAAAAUGAAGAUCAUAAAACAGAGCUUCUUUGGUCCCUUGUUGGAAACCAAGGGUCCAUAUGGAAUUAUGCCACCAUUGAAAUUCGACCUCAACCAAAGAAUUUUUAUUUGGUUGUUGAAGGAAUUAUUGGUCUGAAUAACACAGGUGGAAUUGCAAUUGAUGAUUUUGCUAUGACUAGCAUACAAUGUAAAACAACUCCUCCAAAAGCAAAUUUACAGAAACCUGUUGUCAAGACUACAAGGAGAAGCAUAACACCAAGUCAUGCAACAAUUGAACCAGGAAAGGUUGUUAUGAAGUGUAAUUUUCUCAACAAUACUUGUAAAUGGAUUCAAGGACAUGAUGAUAAUUCUGACUGGAUUCUGACUCAAAGCAAGAAUGUUGGUGGUCAAGGACCAAUUGCUGAUCACACAAGUGCCAAUGGUUUCUAUAUGAACUUACCAUCCAAUGUUGGUCAAACAGCUCAUCUUCACAGUCCAAUGAUUACACCUGUCGCAGGGCACCCAAUGUGCUUAUCAUUUUGGUAUUAUAUGUAUGGUCCAAAUAUUGACUCAUUAAAGGUGUAUAUUACAAAAAGCAACUUGAAAGAGAAAGCCCCACACUGGGUGAGAAUAGGCACCCAGGGAAAUCAAUGGAAACAGGGGAAAUUAUUGAUAUUACAAACACGGCCCUUUAAGAUUACAUUUGAAGGGAAAGUGAAGCAGUCGUCAGUUGGUAAUAUCGCAUUAGAUGACAUUCUUCUCAUUCAUGGCACCUGUAAUGAACUAACAACCAGAAAACCUGAUGUAUCUGUUCCUCUUGCACAACGGAGUUGUAAUUUUGAAGCUAAUGACAUAUGCGGUUUCUCAGUUGAAAACUCGACAAACUUCCACUGGAGCCAACAUUCUGGUAGCACAGAUACCUUAGGGACCGGACCAACAAAUGAUCAUACAUUAGAGUCAUCUUCAGGUCAUUAUAUGUAUGUGAGUGCAAUGGAUGGGAACUUAACAGCGAAAUCAUCUCUGAUAAGUCCAUUCUACAAAAACACUGACAGCGUUUGCCUACAGUUUUAUUAUCACAUGUAUGGAAAUGGAAUCGGUACUCUGAACAUUUAUACAAAGAUUGGCAAUACUAUGGACAGGAUUUACCAUAUUUCUGGAAACCAAGCUAAUAAAUGGCAAGUGGAUACAGCAACAAUUGAUAUUGCAAAAACAUCGACAAAUCUUUACAGAGUGAUAUUUGAAGCUGUGAAAGGACCAAAUAAACGAGGUGAUAUUGCUCUUGAUGACAUCUCAUUUACCUUGGGAGCUUGUUCAGCGAAAGGAGAUUGUGACUUCGAAGACUCAAAUUGUUUAUGGACAAAUGUUCAAGGCACUGGUGAUAAUUUUGAUUGGAUAAAAUUGAAGGGCUCAGCUUCAAAUACCAACAUAGGCCCAAAAUUUGAUCACACACACCAGAAUGCACAAGGUCACUACCAAUAUAUUGAAAAAGCGAAGGGAACUAACCCUGGCCGAGCUUGGUUAGUUAGUCCACUUUUCCAACCACUUAAUUCUGAUAAGUGUCUGCAGUUCUGGUACAACAUGAAUGGGAAAGACAUUAGUAGACUGUCAGUUGUAAUAACCGUUGCAGGCUCAAGCAACAUUACCAUUUGGCAGUUAGAAGGAAACCAAGGAAAACCAUGGCUGCAAGGCCAGGUAUCUCUACCAAGGAUAAAGAAACCUUAUUCUGUGGUAUUUGAAGGCAUCAAUGGCAAAGAACAAGGUGGCAUAGCUCUGGAUGACAUUACUUUUAUAAACGAAGGUUGCAGAAUAUUCCCAUCCAAAGCUUAUCUAAAACACAGCAUGACAACCAAUAAACCAACAGUGACAAAAGCUCCAGUUGAUGUCUCAACUUCUUGUGCAUUCACAAAUGAUUACUGUGGAUGGAAGCAAGAUAAAGCAGAUGAUGGUGAUUGGCUAAUUGGAUUAAGUGACAAAGCAGCAAUGAAAGACCAUACUGGAGUUGACGGCGGUCAUUAUAUAUUUGUUAAACAUUUAAAUCAAACAAACAAAAAGUUCCGGCUUAUCAGUCCAGAUUUCACUCCAAAUAGUGAUACAAGUUGUGUUACAUUUUGGUAUUAUAAAGAUGGUUAUUUUUCAAAUUCUCUCAGAAUGUACAUAAAAGAAGGCCUUAAUUUGCCAUCUUCACCUGUAUUAGCUUUAAAUGGAUUUCCAGCUAAAAGAUGGGAGAGAGAGAUGUACAGUGUUCACAUUAACAAAACGUUUAAUGUUGUGUUUGAAGUUCGGAGUGAUUCUUAUGGCAUUACAGCUGUAGAUGAUGUUUCUAUAACACACGGAACUUGCAAGAAUGAUUUCAGUGACUCGUUAUCCUGUAAUUUUGAAAAUAAAGCUAUUUGUGGUUUCAAACAAGAUACCCAUGGGAAGAAACUUUGGAUUUGGCAUCAAGGCAGCACAUCAACCCUCAAUACAGGUCCUUCAUCUGACCACACUUACAGGUCUAACAAAGGUCAUUAUAUGUUUGUGGAGGGCAGUAACACAAAACCAAAUUCCAAAGUCCGACUCUUCUCACCACUCAUCAAGCAAGACACUUCCUCAUCAUGUGUUGAGUUCUACUUCAAUAUGAAAGGAAAUGUUGGAAUGCUCUCUGUCUAUCUUUUGAAUGGAAAUCGUUCUACAUUUCUCUGGAAUCGAUUUGGGCAUCAAAAUUCUGACUGGCAGUUAACAUCAAUACAAAUAAAUUCUCAUAAGCAAUAUCAGAUUUAUUUCCAAGCUAUUGUUGGUGGUAAAUACGAUGGAGACAUUGCCAUUGAUGAUUUUACAGUUCACAGUGGCCAGUGUAAUAAACAAGGAACAUGUAACUUUGAAAAUGGAAUUUGUGAUUGGGAAAUGUCAGAUGAAAAUGAUUUUGAUUGGCUCAUUCAGAAAGCUGAUGUAAAAUCCAAAAUUUUAGGCCCUCUCACGGACCACACAAAUAUCAAAGUUAUUUCCAAAGGUCACUAUCUUUUGGCGAAACCAAACAGUGGUCAAGCUGGUAGUAUUUCUAAACUAGUAAGCACAGAUUUUAACCCAACAGUCAACUGUCUCCAUUUAUGGUACAAUAUAUAUGGAAAGACUCCAGCCACAAUGACAGUGUACAAGAAGGCAUCAAAUACAAGUAUUUUGUGGCAGCUUACAGAUGAGCAGGAAGGAAACUGGAAGGAAGCACAAGUUCCCAUAUCAAACACUUCAGAAGUAUUUUCAAUUGUAAUUGAAGUUAAAUCUGGCGAUGCAAGCUAUGUGGCAAUUGAUGACACGCAUUUUAAUAAAAUGCAUGAUUGUGCGCGUAAACCAAGUAAUGCUAUUGCUGCUCGUACUACUGUCAAAAGAUCAUAUACCACUAAGCCAGCAACAGUUCCUCAGAAAGACUCUUUUAAAUCGUGUACAUUUUCAAGUGGGUUUUGUGGUUGGCAGCAGCUUACUGGUAGUAGAAUGAAGUGGCAACUAAAGCGAGGCCAAACGGCUACACGGGAUACAGGACCGAAAAGGGAUCACACCACUGGGACUGGAAACUACAUCUAUGUUGAAACAUCCAACCCGGUCGUAUCAGGAGACAGCACUCAUCUCAUCAGUCCCAAAUUUCAAGUACCUGGAUCACAGGAAUGGUGUCUAAGUUUUUGGUAUCACAUGUUCGGAAAUGGAAUUGGUACAUUGUCUGUGGUAUACAGAGGCAAAUCUGAUGUAGUUGCUUGGCAGAAGAGGAAAUCUCAAGGAAACAAAUGGAUAAAUGGUAAAGUAAACAUCAGAGGACCACAAGCACUGCAGAUUAUAUUUCAAGCAACCAAGGGGAAAAGUUUUGCUGGAGAUAUUGCUUUAGACGAUAUAAUGAUCACACCUAAACAAUGUUCAGAAACUAAAACAUCACUCCUGUCGUUCUGUGAUUUUGAAAGCACAUGUAGUCUCUUCCAACGUGUUUCAAGUACUCUAAAUUGGCAGAUAACUACAAACACGAACCAUCCAAAAUAUAACGACCAUACAUACAAAUCAUCAUUGGGUGAUUACAUAUAUGUUGACCUCACUAAGGCAAAUAAAUAUAGCGAUGCAAAAUUCAACAUGCCAACAAUGCACAAUAGAACAGUCUGUGUAGAAUUCUUUUAUCGAGCCUUAGGGUCCUUCACAGGAAGAUUGACAGUCUUCAGAAAGGUCAAGGAUGAAACACUUACACUUUUAAAGAUUGAUGGCAACGGUGUUCCAAAUGAAUGGACUUUUGCAGAACUAGAAGUACAGUCUUAUGAAGAUUUACAGUUGUCUUUCUAUGUUUUGAGUGGUAACAAACCAAAAGGAGGUAUAGCCAUUGAUGAUAUCGCUGUAGGAAAUGACCACUGCAAACCACCCACUUCUUGUGACUUUGAAAGGGAACACUUAUGCCAUUGGAAAAAUUCUCAAAGUAACCGCCAUGAUUGGCUUGUCCACAAUGGAGGAACUGAUUCCCAAGGUACAGGUCCAAGUGUUGACCACACAACAGGAAAACAAACAGGAAGUUAUAUGUACAUUGAGGCCUCUAAUCUGCGCAGAAUGGAGAAAGUACGAAUAGUUAGUGAACUGCUAACAAACAAUGGAUUCACACCUUGCUUCCUCUUUUGGUAUAACAUGUAUGGUAGUGGUAUUGGCCAACUAAAUAUAUACAUUCAAGAUUCUGAUCAGAAAGAGAUAUUGAUGUGGACUCUGAAAGGAAAUCAAGGAAAAACUUGGCAGAUUGGGAAGAUACCAUUAAUUACUUCAAAGAAGGAAUACAGGGUUGUUAUUGAAGGCUCUACAAAUUCAUUCAGAGGUGAUAUCGCAAUUGAUGAUAUUUAUACUAUCCCACAGUCUUGUUCAUUCUUUCCAUCUCGAGCACAAGCAUAUUUCAAGCCAACAACUCAAAGUCCACCAACAACGAUAAAGAACAUAAUUGAUACUGAUGUUGAUGAGAUGUGCACAUUUGAAAAAGGAAUGUGUAUGUGGUCACAAAGUCAAAAUGACAACUUUGAAUGGAAGCUACGACAAGGUUAUACUCCAAACCACAGCAUUGGGCCUCAAGGAGACCAUACAACAGGAUCUGGCCACUACUUGUAUAUGGAUACUCAGGGACAAUCUGUCAGCAAUAGAGCACAGCUAUUCUUUACAUAUACUCCAAUACAAAACAGAACAAGGUGUUUAAAGUUUUGGUACAACAUGCGUGGACAACAUCUUGAUUAUUUAAAUGUUUAUAUCCAGUAUGGAAUUGGAUCGAAUUCCCCUGUAUGGUCAAAAAGAUCAGACCAAGGACCCAACUGGCACCUUGCACAGAUUAACUUUGAUGAACAAUAUUCCACAGACAUGAAGAUAAUAAUUGAAGGUGUCAAAGGUGGAAACACCCUUGGUAAUAUAGCCAUUGAUGACAUCACAUUAACAAGUGACAGCUGCAAAGAACCAAUUGGCAAAUGUGAUUUUGAAACUCGAAGCUUAUGUGGUUAUCAACCUGAUAACCUUGCCAACUUUAAAUGGAUAUGGAGAACAGGCUACUCCGCAAGGUUUUCAACAGCUCCUAAUAAAGAUCAUACAUAUGGAUCAAGCAAAGGCCACUACAUGCAUAUCUCAUCUCGACGUCCUCGAAAGCCAAAGGAAGUAGCUCGAUUAUUGUCUCCAAAAUAUGAUGCCCCUAAAGAAGACCAUUGUGUACAGUUUUACUACAAUAUUUAUGGAAGAAAUGUUGGUUUACUCAACAUAAAGCUCCGCAUUCAUGAUACCAAGCCCUAUGAUACAGACAGUUACCUUCAAAUCAGAGGGGACCAACAGAAAGGAUGGAUACUUGGAAUGGUAGAAAUACCAAAGAUGAUAGAGGAUGCGUAUCAGAUUAUAUUUGAAGGGGUCAUUGGCACAGGGCCAUAUGGGGACAUCGCAAUUGAUGAUAUUACAGUUACACCAGGAGAAUGUGAAGUUGGAGGUGACUGUGAUUUUGAUCAUGGUCGUUGUACGUGGACAAAUAUGGCUUAUAAUAGAUAUAAUUGGUUGGUGGGAUCAGGAUCUACACUAUCUUCAAAUACUGGACCUGUAAAUGAUCACACAUUCCAGACUUCAAGAGGAUUUUAUCUUUACAUUGAUGCAACAUAUUUGAAGAAAGAAGACAAAAGCCGUUAUAUUAGUCAAAUGUUUCCUGCUCUCCAUUUGGAAAAACGCUGCAUCACUUUCUGGUACAGCAUGAACGGUGAUGGAGUUGGUAUUCUGAAAAUUUUGACUAAAUUUGAAACUGGUAGUAAUGUAACUAUUUGGGAACUCAGCAGGGACCAAGGUAACAAGUGGCUUUACGGACAGGCACCCAUAGAAUCUCAUACACAAUAUCAGAUAAUUAUAGAAGCAACAAGAGGAAGAACAUUCGAAGGAGACAUAGCCAUUGAUGAUAUUGUCUUCAAAGACUCUACUUGUUCAGUAUUACCACACACGGCAGCUCCAAAGGACACCAACGCCGUCAUUCCAACAGGCAUACCACCUAAAAACACAGAAACUACAAAACCAUUCAAUUGUUCCUUUGACAAUGGAAUAUGUGGUUGGACCCAAGAUCAGCAAGAUGACUUUGACUGGAGCGAAAUUGCUGGCCAAACACAAACCUUGGGCACUGGUCCUCCAUCUGCUCAUGGUGGAAAGGGCUAUUAUCUUUACAUUGAAGCAUCUUACAAGCGAUACGGUCAAAAGGCUCGACUGGUCAGUCCCCUGGUCAAAUCAGUCGGCAUGAUAUGUGUGAGCGUAUAUUACUAUAUGUAUGGCAGUGACGUCAAAGACUUCAAAAUUUAUGUUGUAUCUGGGUCUAACUCACCUCAACAAAUAUUUACCAAGUCCGGAUCAAGUAGAUGGCGAUGGAUCCAGGCCCAGGUUCAAUUUCAGACACUGUCUCCAUUCAAUGUUAUUUUAGAAGCAACCAGAGGCAGAGGAAUUCGAGGUGACAUAGCCAUUGAUGAUGUUGCUGUAAAUGAAGGAUUUUGCAAAAGGCAGGCAGCUAUUGGAAUUGGUAAAUAUUAUAAUUUUGAAGACUCUAACAGAAUGGAUCAGAUGAAAGAUAAUGAUUUUAAUUGGUACUUAGGCUCUGGCCGAACAGCAAGACACACCUCGCGGCCUUCAAGAGAUCAUACUUACAAUAGUACAAGAGGUCAUUACAUGUACCUAAGAGGCAACCCUCGAAUUGAAUCUGGUGAUAAAGCAGUUCUGAGUACACAAAACCUUUAUAGUCAAAACUCUGCAGUUUGUGUAACAUUUUGGUAUUUCAUCUAUGGCAAAGCAUCUGGUUCAUUAAUGGUCCAAUAUGUGAGUGAACAGGAUGGUUUUACAUCCCCAAAAUCAAUUUGGAUGAGAAGUGACGAUCAAGGCAAUCAAUGGAAUGAAGCUAAUCUUAAUAUUGUUAACCAUUCUGGAAUGCAUAUCCGAAUUGAAUUUGUUGGGACUGCUGGCCCUGGUUAUUCUCUGAAUGUUGCCCUCGAUGAUGUUUUUAUAUCAAAUAAGCCCUGCCGUAUCAAACCAGAUUCAUGCAAUUUUGAAAAUGGUAAAUGUCAAUGGGAAAAUAAACAUAAGGAUGAUUUUGAUUGGGUGAUAAGUUCAGGAAAAUAUACAUCACUUUAUGGACCAUCUAAGGAUCAUUCAUCUUCUACAACUGCAGGGUCCUACUUGUUCUUGGAACCAACUGUAAUUAAGAAGUACGACAGUUCUCAAUCAAAUCAAGUCGCUAUUUUAGAAAGUCAACAAUUUUCACCCUCUACCCAGAAAAAAUGCUUUGAGUUUUAUUAUUACAUCAACAAAGCAGAAAAUUCCAGCUUGCAGAUGUUUUCUAGCCAAAAUGGUGAUGAAGAUUUGAUUUGGCAUUUAUCAGGGCAUCAAGGAUCAAGUUGGAUGAAGGGCCAAACAACCCUAAGAAAUAUUGCUAAUCCUUUUAGAGUCAAAAUAAAAGGGAGCCGAGGCCCAAAUUAUGCUGGUGACAUUGCCUUAGAUGAUAUGAAGUUCACGUCCACAAAGCAAUGUGCAACUUUACCCCCCAAAGCUUCACCAGAUGUAACACCAACAGCAACAGCAAGCCCACUAAUUAAAAUUCCUGGUUUUAAUUGCUCCUUUGAUAAGAAUUUCUGUGGCUGGAAGAAUAGUCAAAAGGCACAAAUUCUUUGGAAGAGAACCAAAGGAUCAACUAGAAAUUCCGAUACUGGACCCUCGUCUGAUCAUAGUGGAGGUGGUUACUACAUAUACAUUGAAUCCUCAUUUUUUGGUGGUGUCUUGAAGCAUUUUGCUGAUUUGAUAAGUCCAGCAUUUUCAACAACCCAAAAAUCUUGUGUUAGCUUCUAUUAUCAUAUGUUUGGAGAAGAUGUUAAUUCUCUGCAAUUAAUCUUAGUUCCGAAGAAGGGUGCAGCUCAGUACAUCUGGUUAAAGAAUGGUCCACAAAAAAAUAAAUGGUUACAAGGCACCGUGACAAUACCAGCUGUUAGUUCGUCAUAUAUUGCCUUCAGAGGAGUUUCUGGUUAUGGAUCUAGUGGUGACAUUGCAAUUGAUGAUGUAACCAUACAUGCUGGAGAGUGUGAAGAAGACAUUAGCUCAAAUUCUGUUGACUGUGACUUUGAAUCAUCUGGUAGCUGCCAAUAUUUUCAAGAUAAAGAUGUUGACUACAAGUGGGUACCAUACUCUGGAUUUAGAUCCCCAUUUAAAGACCACACAAAAAAUUCAGUAUUUGGUCAUUUCAUGGGUGCAGGCUCUCGUAGAAUUUCCACAGGUAAGAUAGCACGACUUUGGACACCGCAGUUUGCAUUAAAAGAUGGACAAUGUUUAUCAUUUUGGUACCACAUGUAUGGGACAAGAAUUGGUAGACUCAAUGUUCAUGUAACUAAUGUGAACGAUGUUAACAGAAUUGGAGCAGCUAUUUGGACUAGAAGAGGUCAUCAAGGCAGGACAUGGUUUGAAGAAUAUAUCCCAUUACCAAACUUCGUGAAUGCAUUUGCUAUCUUUGAAAGUAUUAAUGGUGGAGACGUAAUAGGUAUUGAUGAUGUCAGACUUUUAAAUUCAACAUGUCCUGAGCCAGGUGACUGUCACUUUGAAAUAAGUUCCUGUGGUUGGCACAAUGAUGGAAACAACACUGUUAACUGGGAAAGAAUGUCUGGCCGAACGAUAUAUCGAAGAGAACAUCGCUCUAUUAAAGAUCACACAUACACUUCCAUAGCUCACAGUAUGAUGUACAUAGGUGUAUCUCAAUCAAAAGUGAAAACAAAAGGAGAUUUGGUUUCUAUUUCUUUUGAUAAAACAAGUGGUUCUGGUCUUUGUAUCAAGUUUUGGUACAUUAUAAAUGGAAACAAUAUUGGAAAUUUGUCUGUUAUCAUGCAGACCGCAAAUCAAAGCACAUUAAUGUGGAAGUUAUCUGAUUCACAAGGUUCUGCAUGGUCUCAAGGAACUUUCUUUAUAAAAAGUGAUUCUUCAUUCACCCUAUUAAUAAGAGCUGAGAUAGAAGAAAAUGCCAAUGGAUAUUUAGCUUUAGAUGACAUUAACUAUAAUUCACUGAAGUGUGCAGUCACUCCUAUAAAAGCUCGACCCUUGAAUCAACCAUCCACAACUAGAAACCCAGUAACAAUGGUGUCAACAAUAGCAACAAGUGUUCUGCCCCCAGGUCCAUAUGACUGUACAUUUGAAAGUAAAAACUUCUGUGGUUGGACUCAAGCUCAAUCUAGUUUUAAGUGGAUUAUAGCUAAAGGCUCCAGAUCUGGAUAUGAUCCUAUUGUUGACCACACCCUUAAAACAUCGAAUGGCAAUUUUGCUCUAUUCCGAUAUCCGAGAACCCAUUCAAUCCAAUAUGUGAAACUACUAAGUCCACCAAUUCAUAAUUAUACUCUGACCUGUUUAUCAUUUUGGUUUCACUUGUAUGGCAAUAGAGUGCAUUCUCUCUCUGUACAGCACAUGACAAGCAAUAAAGUCUUCACACAAGUGUGGUACCAUUCACAACCUUUAAGUAGAAAAUGGCAUCCAGCAUCUGUUACUUUAGGUCUUAAUGACAAUGAUAAAAUAGCUUUUCAAGUUGAUACCAGGUCAUAUCUUUCUGGCUCUGUUGCACUCGAUGACAUUAAACUGACUCCAGGACAUUGCCAAAUAAAAGCAAGUUGCGGGUUUGAAGACAUAGGUCAUUAUAUGUAUUUGAGAAAUUCUCAUAUUCGCAGUGGUUCUGCUCGGUUGUUUAGUAAAGUCCAAACAAAAACCUCCGGAUCUUGUGUAAGUUUUUGGUACAGUAUUGGAGGUACCACUGAUUCAAUGCGUUUCAGGGUGUACUCUCUGAUUGCUGACAUAUACCGUAAUCUCUGGACUCGUUCAAGUAGGACUGGGAAAUCCUGGAACCAGGCUGAAGUAACAGUGAAAUCUAAUACACAUUGGCAGGUUGCUUUCCUUGGAUAUUCCACCAGAUACAACUCCAAAGGCUACAUUGCUCUUGAUGAUGUUAAAAUAACACCUGGAAGCUGUCCAAUGGAUGGAGAUUGUAACUUUGAAAAAGAUAUGUGUUCUUGGUCAAAUUCAAAUCAAGAUAAUUUUGAUUGGCUUCAAACAACUGCUGCAAACAACGGAGCCGGACCAAAAGUCGAUCAUUCUGAACAGACUGCUCAGGGCUCUUAUAUCUAUGUACUCCCUAAAUGGCCAAUACAAACUGGAGAAAAGGCUGUUCUUGUCAGUGACCCUAUUGCACCAACUCCACGAAGACGUUGCAUGAGCUUCUGGUAUUACAUAAAAGGAAAUUCUGCUGGUGAACUGGAAGUUGGUUACGCAAAUGAAUCAGUUUUGUGGAGACUAUCUGAUGAUCAAGGGGAUCAAUGGCACCUUGGAAAAGUACCUUUGAGUAUAACCAAUCGUUAUAAAAAGAUGACAUUUUCUGCAAGUGCCGGUGCCGGUUCAAGGAGUAUUAUCGCUAUAGACGAAAUUAGCUUUGACUUAAAACCCUGUGGCUUGUAUCCAUUUAAUGCAAAACCUGUACUUAGACCAAGCACGACUUCAGCACCAACAACACCAAUUUCCCCACCAUCAACAUUCAAACCAAACAGCAAAUUUGAUUGUUCAUUUGAAAAUGGAUUCUGUAGUUGGGGUCAAUCAAAAAAUGACAUAUUUAACUGGACAUUACAACAAGGACCGACUCAAAGCAGCGGUACUGGACCAAAUAUUGACCAUACUUAUGGUACAAAGAAAGGCUACUAUAUUUAUAUUGAGUCCUCCUACCCACGUAGAAGGGGAGAUACGGCAAUCCUAACCUCUGCAUCAUUCAGUAAAAACAUUAAUUAUACUUUAGAAUUCUACUAUCAUAUGUACGGAUCAACAAUUGGAGGGCUGAAUGUUACAAUGACUUUAGAUGGUCAACAGAGAAGUCAGUUGCUAUGGUCUCACCGAACAUCCCACGACCGUGUCUGGAUCAAAGCAGAACUUUCAAUUCCUGCUCAGGAAGUGCCAUUUACUAUUUCUUUAGUCGGGAUUGUUGGCUGGUCUGUGUAUGGGGAUAUAGCCAUUGAUGAUAUCAGAGUGUUUACGACAAAACAAACUGAAGCCCCACUUAAUUGCACCUUUGAAGCAUCAGGAAUUUGUAAGUUCACUACACCCGCUAAUGGUAACUAUCGCUGGAAAAAGCACACAGGGGUUGCAAGAUAUCCUAGCCAUGCACCAAGCAAGGAUCAUACUUCAGGCACGCCAUACGGUCAUUACAUGGUGUUUGAAAAUCUCUGGCGACAAAACAAUAACUCUACAGCCUCGUUAAUAACCCCUACAUUGAAAAGCAGUUCAGAUAUAUGCAUGUCAUUCUACUACUUCAUGCAUGGAUACAGGAAAGCUUCCCUGAAUGUCUACCAGCAAAUAAAUGGUCAAAACUCAGCUUCUCUCUGGUUGGAUACAACAGAUCAAGGAUCCAGAUGGGUUAAGGCUCAAGUAACACUGCCCGCCAAUCAAAAAUAUAAAGUCGUCUUUGAAGGUGUUCUACACACUUAUGGUGCAUAUGUUGCUGUUGAUGACAUCAAUUCAAAAACCGGAGAAUGCUCAGAUCCAGGAGAUACCGAUUUUGAAGAUGACAUGGGUACUUGGUCGAACAUAAAGCGUAAUGAUAUCGAUUGGAUACGAGCUACUGGUGAAAUGCCAUAUCGUCUUCCACAUCCAGCAAAUGACCACACUAUGAACAAUGUCAAAGGACAUUAUAUUUUCCUUGCCUCGAAUAGUAACUCACAAAAGAAAGGAAUAUUGAGAAGCCAAGUAUUUCCUGCUACCAAUCUCCGUUGUCUUCAUUUUUGGUUUUAUUUGGAUGGUACUUCACCAGGUGGCAUCACCGUAUAUUUUGUCGAUGAAGAAACAGAAAAUAAAACAGCGAUAUGGGCCCUUUCUUCAGCGCAAGGAAGCUCAUGGAAUUAUGCUCAAACAGCAUUUGCUUGGAAGAAUUCGUAUUAUGUUGAAUUUGAAGGCAUUACUAAUCAGAAUCAUGAUGUCUACACUGCUCUUGAUGAUAUCAUGUUCCUAAAUGAUUAUUGUGCAGUUCAGCCUUCAGAAGCCCAAACAAGAUAUAAGUUUUUUCCAAAAACAAAUACAACAUCAGCACCAGUACUUACUGAUUCUGCAGUAGACUGUACGUUUGAAAAAGAUUAUUGCAAAUGGACUCAUAAUAAAUCUGAUGUUUUCCUAUGGAGACGAAAACAAGGCCCAACUGAUUCAUCGGGUACAGGACCACAAACUGACCACACUUAUGGAAACUCUACUGGUUAUUAUAUUUAUAUUGAGGCAUCUUCUCCAAGACGUCAAAAUGACACAGCAAGUUUGAUAUCAUCCACAAUUUCACCGACUUCAAAUGGUUGUUUCCGCUUCUGGUAUCACAUGUAUGGCUCUGAUGUAGAUACGCUAACCGUGUACAAUGCUAGUGGCAAGACCCGCUCUCCACUGUGGAGAAAACAAGGAACUGUUGAUGAAUUUUGGCACCAAGCAAUAAUUGAAAUUAAUUUUGAGAAAAGCACUCAGAUUGUACUUGAAGGAAGACGUGGAAAGAGCUUCUCUGGGGAUAUUUCAAUUGAUGAUGUAUCUUUUUCAAAGAAGCAGUGUCCAAGUUCAAGUGAUUUCCUCUGUGACUUUGAAGAAACAUCUAUUUGCGGAUUUCUACAAUCCAAAAAGGAUAAAUUUGAUUGGGUGAGAGCACGAGGUGCAUCUUAUUCCAGAAAUAGUGGUCCUUCUAGUGAUCACACCUUUGGAACUUGGCAAGGGCACUACAUGUAUAUUAAGUCAGUUACUCAUAGCACUGGUGACAAUGCAAUCCUGGUAAGUCCAGAAUAUAAAUCAACUGGUGGGAAAUGUGCCAAUUUCUGGUAUCACAUGUAUGGCAGUCAAAUCGGUCAUCUGAAAGUUUAUGUAAAAACAUCAGUCAGCAAACAGUUACUUUGGACACGACAUCAUGCGCAAGGAAACUUUUGGUCAUUAGCCCAAGUUAAAAUCGCCUUCUCUGGAACAUUCCACUUGGAGUUUGAAGCAAUCACUGACAAAGGAAGCCAAGGCAACAUUGCCAUUGAUGAUUUCAGUCUGACUGAAGGACAAUGUCCAAAAGCCGGUAAUAUUGAUUUCGAGAAAGGCCUUUUAACAUGGAUGAAUGUUAUCGAUGAUGACUUUGACUGGCUAAUUGGCACCGGAAAGAGAUACUACUAUUUCAACGGUCCAAAGGAAGAUCAUACGCUGAGGAAAUUUUAUGGACACUAUUUGCUUGUGAGAGCUUUGACCCCGUUCAAAGCUGGAGACCAUGCUCUUCUCAUGAGUGAAUCUUUGGAUGGCUCAAUGCACCAAUGCAUGACAUUUUGGUAUAGAAUGUAUGGACAAGGUAUUGGUACUCUCCGAUUCGUAAUGGUACAGCUUGGUUCCAAUGUUACCAGUUGGGUUUUAACAGGCUCUCAAAGUAGAUAUUGGAGAUUAGGCCGCUUCCCAAUAGCAAGUAACAAACCAUUCCAGAUCAUCAUUGAAGGGGUUCGUGGAAGCAGUAACAGAGUAAAUUUUGCUAUUGAUGACAUCGAAUUCAACAAUAAGAAAUGCUCGCGGUAUCCUCGAAACGCUAAAGAACUCCCAGUAACAUCAACAAUUUCAAGUUCAGUAACCACAGCACUUCCACCGAAGACAACACCAACACCAACGCAGUACGACUGCACUUUUGAAAAAGACAUGUGUUCUUGGACUAAUGAUGCCAAAGCUGAUUUUAAAUGGGUGAGAGCUCAAGGCCCAUCAGGACGCUAUAAGAGUGGCCCAACAACAGACCAUACCAGUGGAACAAAAGACGGCUGGUAUAUUCUGUCAAAGAGAUCAUGGAGCGUUAAAUCUAACUCAAAGGCACGUAUUGUUGGUCCAAGCAUCGCUUCUUCUCAGACACGAUGUCUGAACUUUUGGUAUCACAUGUACGGAGCCUAUGUGAAUCAGUUACAAGUAAAUGUCACACAAGGAACAACUACCAAAAAAUUAUGGAUGAAAACAGGUGACCAGGGCAACUUAUGGAGACAAGCUUUUAUUCAUAUGGAUAAAAGUGCAUAUAAAACUAAUUACAAGAUCACAUUUGAAGCAGUCAGCGGAAACAAUUAUCGAGAUUUUAUUGCACUUGAUGACAUCCGCUUCACACUGGGGGCUUGUCAUGAAAAUAACCCAACAUUCUGUGAUUUUGAAUCAGAGGACAAAUGUAAUUAUACUCAUAACAAGAACGCUGACUUUGAAUGGACCUGGAACCAUGGAAGGACACAGAGCUCACGGACUGGGCCAAUUGUAGAUCACACCAUGGGGACUUCAUCAGGACAUUAUUUCUACAUUGAAACAUCAUCCAAGAAAGAGAACCAAACAGCUCAGUUGAUUAGUCCUAUGUACCAUACUGAUACGCCGACAUGCUUACAUUUCUUUUAUUUUAUGUAUGGUGAUGAUGUCAAUACACUAAAUGUAUAUCAGGUAUUUGGAAACCAAUUUGAUGAAUUAAAAUCUCCGCUAUGGAACAUGGAACAUUCUCAAGGCCCUAACUGGAUUGAAGGCACAGUAACACUCGCUGCACAUGGUAACUAUACGGUCAUAUUUGAAGGAAUAUCAGGAAAGGGCUUUAGAGGGGACAUUGCCAUUGAUGAUAUUUACCAAACUGAUGGAUCAUGUCAAACACCAGGUUUCUGUGAUUUUGAAAAUGGUACCUGCAAUUGGAGAAAUGAUAAGCUGGAUGACUUCGACUGGGUUAUUGGUCAAGGACUCACCUUAACAGAUGAGACUGGUCCUAUUUAUGACCACACCUAUAAGAACGCCAAAGGACACUAUAUGUACAUAGACUCUAGCAGCCCAGUUCGUCCAGGAGAUAUAGCUCAUCUUCUUAGUGAGCAUUUAUCAGCAACUGACAAAGCAGGCUGCUUGAAAUUCUGGUACCAAAUGUACGGAAAGGAUGUAAACGCUUUGAACGUUUUGGUGCGAAAGACUUUUGGCUUUUUGCGCCACUAUGAUGCUGCCUACAUUUGGACUUUAAAUGGUAAUCAGGGACAAAAAUGGUUAAGUGCUCAAGUGUAUAUAGAUCCGAGAUACUCUGCCACGAGUCAUCAGUUAAUUUUUGAAGCAAUACGAGGGAAUGGAAGUUAUGGAGACAUUGCUAUAGAUGAUAUUUCUAUUUCUCAAGAAUCCUGUUCAAUAAAACCAAUCUAUGCCGAUCCACAAAAAUCAGAAUUCCAGGAGGUGUCUUGUUCUUUUGACAGGGACUUCUGUCUAUGGCAACGUGAUUCAAAAUCAAAUUUUAACUGGACUCUUGCUGGAUAUUAUAAACGUAUUAAAUCACGUACAGGAUCAGGGUCAUAUAUCUAUAUCAAAAGUUUCCAGAGUAAAAAAGGCAGCAAUGCUAUGAUACAUACACAACUUUUGGCACCGGCAUCAACUGGUGGCAACUGCCUGUCUUUCUGGUACUAUAUGUAUGGAUCCAACAUAGGUUCUUUGAAUGUAUACAUGACAAAAUUUGGUCGUAAAGUAUUAAUCUGGACUAAGCGAGGCUCUCAAGAAAACCAAUGGAAUUAUGCUCAUUUGAAUGUUGAAAAUGAUUAUAACUACAUGCUGUACAUUGAAUUUGUUACAAGUGGAAGAUCUACAGGAAUGAUGGCACUUGAUGACGUUUUCAUGGAUACCAAUGGUUGUCCUCAUCCACGUUCAUGUGAUUUUGAAGUGGAUACAUGUGGCUGGACUAUUGAACGUAAACUGACAAACCGGUGGACAAAAUCAAGUUAUUUCAACCAAAUUCUUGACCAUACUACUGGAACAAAAGCAGGUCAUUACAUCUAUGCGAGUUCCUAUCAAUACAGAAAAAGGAAAACAUUAAUUGCUCGUGUGACAAGUCCACCUUUCCCACCUGCUUCCCAAUCGUGUUUAAGAUUUUGGUACAACAUGAAUGUACAGAAUAGCAGUGCACUUCAGCUGUAUGUUAAAUCAGGCUUUUUGAAACGGAAAGUAUGGGAACGUACUGGAGACCAAGGAAAAGAAUGGUGGCAAGGUCAUGCAAACAUUGUUGUUCCAUUGCAGCAACUGGGAGUAACUUAUAAGUUGACAUUCCAAAGUGUGCAAGAUAGUGGUCAUUCAGAAAUCAUUGCUUUGGAUGACAUAGAACACCUGCCAGGCCCCUGUGACCCACAGAACUUCUGUGAUUUUGAGCAGGGGAUGUGUGGUUUCACCAAUGUCUAUGGGGACGAUUUUGAUUGGAUUAUAUUCAGUGGUUCCAAACAGAAUUUUGUUACUGGGCCUACAGAAGAUCACACCACAAAUUCUCCUUCGGGUCAUUAUAUGUACAUUGAGACACGAUGGCAUCAAAAUGAGAAUGACAGAGCUUGGCUUAGUAGCUGGGAAAAUGAACCAACUAACGCAACAUGCGUAUCUUUCUGGUAUCAUAUGUAUGGCAAAGGUAUGGGAGACCUGAAUGUCUACUAUAAGAACAGUAAAAUAAACAGGACGAUUUGGCACCAAACUGGAAACCAGGGUAACAUCUGGCUACUUGGCAACUUCACAAUUAUAUCACCAACAAAGUAUGUAAUCAUAUUUGAAGGAGUUCGUGGCAAGACAUAUACCAGUGAUAUUGCAUUGGAUGACAUUAGGUUCCAGAGUGGAUCCUGUGAGUCAAUAGUUACAGUACCAAUUACGACUAUGGAACCAGCUAAAAGAGAUAUCUUCUUCCAGUGCACUUUUGAAUAUGAUUUGUGUGGUUGGCUGAUAGAUUCCACAACAAAUGCUGCAUUUAUGAUCAGUUAUGGAGCAUUUGUCUACAAGAGAGGUGGACCCACCAGUGAUCACACGCUAGACAAUAAUUUUGGACAUUAUCUUCUUCUGAACAACUCACAGAGCACCAAUAACAGAACAGCCAGGUUUAUCAGCCCUGACCUUCAUAUUACAAAACCUAUCUGCAUCACAUUUUGGUAUUACAUGAGAAUUACCAACUUUGGUCAGCUGAAUGUCUAUGUUCAUGACAGUGGACAUAAGAAGCCACCCUUAUGGACAAGAUCUGGAACACAAGGCUUCCAAUGGCUGUAUGCUUCUAUCGAUGUUCCAAACCCAGAAAAAUCAAACCGGGUUUACUUUGAAGCUAUUCGUAACCAUGGUUACUAUGGUAUUGCAUUAGAUGACAUCAAAAUACUGAUUGGCAGCUGCCCUGAAAUAAAUGAAUGUGACUUUGAAGAGGUUGAUAUAUGUGGCUUUGAACAAGGUACAACUGAUAAAUUCAACUGGACAAGAGGUUCUCAUGCAACAGCUGGCCAUAAUGGACCACCAGCUGACCAUACAUACAAGUCAUUUUAUGGCCAUUAUAUGUACCUUAAUAUGCAAAAGCAUAAAAAAGACGACCAUUCUUACUUAUACACACCACAAUAUUCAGCAACACAAACAGAGCGCUGCUUAUCAUUUUGGUACUACAUGUAUGGAACAUAUAAUGAUAAAAUAAAUGUCUAUUUGUACCAAAAUAACAAAAUAACAACUAAACUUUGGUCUAUUCAGACCAGUCAAGGACCUCAUUGGCGUUUAGCUACAGUUUCAAUCAAUUCCCAGACACCAUUCCAGGUCUUAUUCGAAGGUAUCCGUGGUUACAACAGUCAUGUUAUUAUUGCUUUGGACGAUGUCAAAGUUUCCCGAACAGCUUGUGAACCGUUAGCUUCCUGUAACUUUGAAGAUGGUUUCUGUGGCUGGUUUAACAACCGUCUUACUGUAGGCCGGAGUUUGAAUUGGAAUAUCAGAACAGGACGCUACAGGAGAACCAAAUUGGAACCACCAGUUGAUCAUACCGCAGGAGAUUCAUCAGGUUCUUAUGCUCAUAUUUAUUCCACCAAAAGAAAUAAAGGCAGGGCUGCUUACCUCGAAUCUCAGAUGGUUCCUUAUGAAGAAGCACCAUAUUUCUGCUUCCACUUUUGGCAUUACAUGUAUGGCACAGAUGCUGGUUUACUUACCAUUUACACUCAUUAUCAUGGCCGAUCCCUUAAUGCAAUAUGGACAAGGAAUAACAGUAUCAGCAACCAAUGGGUUGAAGAAUUUGUUGCUGUUGGCAGUCAGUAUAUAAACUUUGAAGUAAGUUAUUGGCUGAAAGAACAAAAGUUUACUUGCAAAUCUGGUUUAAAGAUAUCAAAUGAGAAGGUGUGUGACUUCCUUUUUGACUGUCCUGAUUAUGAUGAUGAAGAUAAUUGCGGUUCCUGCACAUUUGAAGAUGAUAUGUGUACCUGGAAUGAUGUUAGCCGUGGCUCAUUUGAAUGGGUGCGAGGAAGAAAUGGAAAUAAUGCCACUGAGAGUGGACCAAGUAUUGACCAUACUAUGGGAACUGCUAAUGGAUGGUUUGCAUAUAUUCACUCAAGCAAUGGAACAGGAACACAGCAUGCAAGCCUAGAAAAUAGAGUCAUUCGACAGACCAGUUCCACGUGUCAGCUGAACUUCUGGUACUAUAUAUCAUCAAAGAGUUUUUCCAAUAAUAUUAAUGUAGAACUUCAUGAAAGUGAUAUCAUUACCUCACUGAUGAGAUAUACACAUAAAUCAAACGUGUGGCAACAAGCAACGGUUGCCAUUGGAAAAGUUUCCAGACCAUUCCGACUUAUGUUUUAUGGAACCCGUUCGUUUUCACUAAGAAGUGAUGUGGCCAUUGAUGAUAUCACCCUGACUGAUUGUAAUUUCCCAAAGCCAGAAGAACAUUGCGAAAAAUAUGAGUUCCACUGUAAGAACAAAGCUUGUAUCGAUUCUUCCCAAAUCUGUGAUCUUAGCAAUGAUUGUGGUGAUGGUAGCGAUGAAAAUGACUGUGAUGAAUUUAACAGUUGUGAUUUUGAUUUUGGUCUCUGUGACUGGAGUCAAGAUUGGAAUGAUGACUUUGAUUGGACGCGUACAAGUGGAGAAACUCUUUCAUAUUCUACAGGACCAAAAAGAGACCAUUCUACAGGAACUGGAACAGGUUACUACAUAUAUACUGAAGCAUCAUCUCCACGUAAGAAAGGUGAAAAAGCUCGUCUCUAUAGUCCAGUAAUUGGACCUCCAUCAAGCAAUGAGUGCUGGAUACGAUUCUUUUAUCACAUGAACGGCUUUCAAAUGGGAACGCUUAAUGUCUAUACCCGGACAUCUGUAUUUGGAAAAUAUGAAAAAUUGUGGACGAAAACAGGUCAUGUUGCUGAUUACUGGGAGAGAGCAGACGUACAGCUGACAUCAAACCAAAAAUUCCAGGUGGUAUUUGAAAGUAUUAUCGGUGGAUAUAGCAGUGAUAUAGCUUUGGAUGAUGUCUCUUUCUUACCUGGCUGUGACAUCAGUGACAACAAUGAAAAGCUUCCCAAUGGAACAGAACCAAAGACAACUCCGAGACCUUGUCCCAUUGGAUUAUACUCAUGCAGAGAUGGGACUGGAUGUAUUCAAUAUACCAAUGUGUGCGAUUUUGAGAAGAAUUGCAAUGAUAAAUCUGAUGAAGAUGUUUGCGGAGAUUGUGAUUUUGAAUCUGGCCUUUGUGGUUGGACGGAUUACAGUAUAGGAAAAUUUAAAUGGGCCUCUCACCAAGGUGAUACUAUGGGUAAAAUUGGGCCUGCAAAAGAUCACACCACCAACAGCAUUAAAGGUAAGUCUAAAAAGCUUUCUUUGUUGAUGAAUUUUGAAACUUAA